AUGUCCUUCUCGUUCGGCACCCCUGCGUCGAGCGCGGCUGCUGGCCAGUCCACGACAACGACUGCCCCAGCUACCGGCGGGCUGUUUGGCAGCGCAGGUGGCUCAACCGCAUCUCCGUUCGCAUUUGGGAAAUCCGCAGGCAGUGGAACAAACACACCUCAGACUGGAGGCGGAAUGUUUGGAGGAGCAGCACCAACCACCGGUCAGACCGGAGGUCUGUUUGGUAGCGCAGGCACCACAACCACGCCCUCGACGGGCACAUCGCUUUUCGGUCAAAGUUCAGGCGCUCAGUCCGGAGGAGCGUUAUUUGGAGGUGCCAAGCCGGCAGGGUCGCUGUUUAGUAGCACCUCCACGCCUGCGUCUGGGACGGCAACUCCCACGGAUACACCCAAACUAUUCGGCACGAAAACCGCUGAGACGACUGCUGCCCCAGCUACGGGUACGCAGGCAGCUCCCUCAACUGGCCUCUUUGGGUCAACGACCACUUCGGCUCCAUCUGCGGCAGGCGGCACUUCGCUAUUUGGUGCCAUGGGCGGCUCCGGGCUCGGCGCGACCUCCUCUGCCGCCAGCACAACCGGCGCCCAGGCGACCCCAGCGAAGCCUUUAUUCGGAGGGCUUGGCUCUACCACGCCGGCUGGCGCGCCGCCGGCCGAUACCUCCAAACCCGCGGGAUCCCUGUUUGGCGGUGGCUUAGAAGCGAAGCCUGCUGCUUCCGCGUCUGGUACAGGCAGUCUGUUUGGCCAAACCACAACCCCUGCUCCUACUACUACACAGCCGGCAUCCGGAAAUGGUGCAACUUCUGGAGGAGGAGGUCUCUUUGGGCCCAAGCCCAGCCAGACACCUGCCGCAGGAGCCACGCCAUCGCUGUUCGGAGGCGCUGCGGCCGCUACAUCCGGCGCCAGUACUCCUGCCACGGCUGCACCGGCUACGGGGGCAAAGCCUCUUUUUGGGAUUGCCGCCGGCGCAACACCUACUACCACGGCUGCCCCCGCUGACUCCACCCCUGUGGCCACCAAGCCGCUGUUCCCGGCCGCAAUAACAACCACAGCGCCGGCAACUUCGUCCACGACGACAACUUCUUUGUUUGGAGGCGCCACUCCCGCCAGCACGGCGCCAGCCACCUCGGCGACAGCGGGCUCCAGCCUGUUCGGCGGGAAGCCGGCGACGACCACAGGCACCAGCAGCUCGGCCACUUCCGCGGCCACCGGCUCGUUGUUCGCCAAGCCAGCUUCUACUACUGCACCAGCUACUACCACGACAACAACAACUGCUCCCGUUACCACUGCACCUGCGUCGACAGGUUUGCUGGGCGGCGCCAAGCCGGCGGGCACCACAGCAGCGGCCCCUGUGCAGGAUGGCAAGACCAGCACUGCCCCCGGCCUCUCAGCUUCUACCAUGGGGCCCCCGUCUCAGCUGCCCCGGCUGAAGAACAAAACAAUGGACGAGAUUAUCACGCGGUGGGCGACCGACCUGUCCAAAUACCAGAAGGAAUUCAAGGACCAAGCGGCCAAGAUAGCCGAGUGGGACCGCAUGCUGGUUGAGAACGGCGAGAAGAUCCAGAAACUGUACACGAGCACAUACGAGGCCGAGCGUGCCAACGCCGAGAUCGACCGCCAGCUCAGCAACGUGGAGAGCCAGCAGGAGGAGCUCGGGGCGUGGCUGGAUCGCUACGAGGAGGAUUUGAACGAGCUCUUUGCCAAGAAUGCCGGAGGUGCCGCCGGUGAGCAGGCCGGCGGCCCUGAUCAGGAGCGUGAGCGCACGUACAAGCUUGCCGAGAAGCUGUCAGACAGGCUGGAUGAAAUGGGCAAGGAUUUGACCAAGAUGAUCAAGGAGAUUAACGACAUGUCAAGCACGCUCAGCAAGGGCAGCAAGCCUGACGAUCCGUUGACUCAGAUUGUCCGCGUCCUGAACGGGCAUCUGGCGCAGCUGCAGUGGAUCGACAGCAGCGCUGCGGCUCUCCAGGCCAAGGUUGCGGCGGCCCAGAAGGCGAGCGGCAACAUGGGUGCCAGUGUGGCCAGCACCGAGACGGAUGCGGCCGAGAGCUUUUACCGAUCGUACCGGGCCGGGUACAGAUAG
This is a messenger RNA of Parathielavia appendiculata, 2076 nucleotides long. RefSeq lists its product as uncharacterized. The record is from RefSeq and is a predicted model, not a curated record. The transcript is spliced from 2 exons. Lineage: Eukaryota; Fungi; Ascomycota; Sordariomycetes; Sordariales; Chaetomiaceae. Gene Ontology annotation, biological process: protein import into nucleus; RNA export from nucleus. Gene Ontology annotation, cellular component: nuclear pore; nuclear pore central transport channel. The coding region runs from base 1 to 2076 and encodes 691 amino acids. Gene Ontology annotation, molecular function: structural constituent of nuclear pore; phospholipid binding.